Molecule: messenger RNA, 870 nt
Organism: Solanum lycopersicum (tomato)
Lineage: Eukaryota; Viridiplantae; Streptophyta; Magnoliopsida; Solanales; Solanaceae
Product: LIM domain-containing protein WLIM1-like
Biological process (GO): actin filament bundle assembly
Cellular component (GO): actin cytoskeleton; plasma membrane
Molecular function (GO): actin filament binding
Source: RefSeq, a predicted model, not a curated record
CACCACAAUUUUCUUUUUUUAUCUCUUUAUCUUUGCCCCAAUUCUCAUUUUUGCUACAAAAAUCAAGAAAAGAUAACUUUCUUGAUAACCCUAAAAACUUGUCAAAUGGCUUUUGCAGGAACAACACAAAAAUGUAUGGCAUGUGAAAAGACAGUGUAUUUGGUUGAUAAAUUAACUGCAGACAAUAGAGUGUUUCAUAAAGCUUGUUUUAGAUGCCAUCACUGCAAGGGUACUCUCAAGCUUAGCAACUACAAUUCAUUUGAGGGAGUUUUAUACUGUAGACCUCACUUUGAUCAGCUCUUCAAAAGAACUGGAAGUCUUGAUAAAAGCUUUGAAGGGACACCAAAAAUUGUGAAGCCAGAGAAAGAUGAGAAACCACAUGCUGCAAAAGUUUCAAGCAUGUUUGUUGGAACUAGGGAGAAAUGUUUUGGCUGCAAGAAUACUGUCUAUCCAACAGAAAAGGUAUCUGUGAAUGGAACACCAUACCACAAAAGUUGCUUCAAAUGUAGUCAUGGAGGCUGUGUAAUUAGCCCAUCCAACUAUAUUGCUCACGAGGGGCGCCUCUAUUGCAAGCAUCACCAUGUUCAACUGAUCAAGGAGAAAGGAAACUUGAGCCAACUCGAGGGUGAUCACGACAAGAAUUCAUCAGUUAGAACAACAGAAUCAUAAAAAUUCCAACAAUAUAUAUAUCAUGUAGUUUUUUCAUGAAUAAAGGUUAUAAUUUAGCUUGAAUGUACUUCCUUUUGUUACCCUAUUUUUCUAUCAAAUUGAUUCUCAAUCAUAUUUAUUCUUGUGUAUGUUUGAACUUCUUUUUGGGUUUUACUUCUUGUGUUGUUUGAAAAUUUUCUAAGUCGAUAAAUGAAUUAAAUA